AUGUCAGGAAAUCAUAUUUUUAGAGAUUGUUUUAUCCACAUUAUUCCAAAAUGCAUAGGACCCAAGAGGUAUCAGUUAUUCAAGAAUCAGAUUUCAAAAAAUGGAGGAAAUUUGUGUGAUAAAGAACAAUGUGAAUCUGCUUUGACCCAUGUAGUAUAUGAUGAGGGAUUGUCAGUGGAUGAUCCAGAAAUUAAAUAUUUUCUAGAAUUAGACGAGUCAAUGAAAAUUGUGGGUACAAGAUGGUUAAGUGAAUGCAUUAAAAAUCAAAAGUUGGUUCCCAUAAAUGAAUUUCAGCUAUUGAUAUCCCCAAAACAAGAUAUCAGGCCAACAGAUAAAGGAAAUGAAUCGGGGACAAAUGCAGUGGACUCUCCUCCCAAAAGAGCCAAAGUUGAGCUUGAAAUUGAAAAUGAGAAUCAGUCCAUGCAUACUCAGAAAUCGUUAAACUCGGAACUUGUUGCAGAAUUGAGUAAAGUAGCAAAAUCUUAUCGAAGCCUGGGUGAUGUAUACCGAUCCAGAAACUAUACUAGUGCUAUUUCAAUAAUUCAGAAAUAUCCAAAAGAAAUCAAGUCUUAUGAAGAAGCCUUAUCUAUUAAGGGCAUUAGUGAACGUAUGGCUACAAAAAUUGGAGAAAUUAUUGAAACAGGAGAUUUGAGAAAAACUGCUGAGUUGAUUGGCAAUGAAAAAAUGAAAAUAGUAGAUCUAUUUACCCAAAUUUGGGGUGUAGGUCCAGCAACUGCUGAUAGUUGGUUUCGGCAGGGUCAUCGAACUUUAGAAGAUGUGAAAACCAGGUGCAGUUUAAAUAGAAUGCAGCAAAUUGGUGUUAAAUAUUUUGAUGAUUUUCAGAAGCCAAUUCCCCGUCAUGAAGUGGAAGAAAUUUGUGCAAAAGUGACACAAGUAGCACAGUCAAUUGAUUCCAGAAUCAAAACUGAAAUAUGUGGUUCUUAUCGAAGAGGAAAAUUACUAUGUGGUGAUGUUGAUAUUGUUGUUUUUGAACACAAUGAAAAUCACUCACAUUUAAUGCAAAAACUUCUCAAAACUCUAACCAGUAGUAAAUUUAUUAGUGAUGAAUUUGCUUCCCUUGAAGCAUCAAGGCAUCAUAAGUUUCUGGGUAUUUGCAAAAUGCCUGGACAAGACAGUGUAUUUCGUAGAUUAGAUAUAUUCAUUGCUCCAUUUAAGGAAUACGCUCCAGCAAUGAUACAUUACACAGGAUCUGCAACUUUUAAUGUUGCAAUGAGGCAGUAUGCUAUAAAGAAAGGCAUGCAUCUGUCCGAACAUGGUUUGUAUGAUAAAGUUGUUAGAAAUGGUAAUUUUGUUGUUACAGGACAUCCACUUCUUACUCCUUCUGAAGAAUCAAUAUUUCAUCUUUUAGGAGUGCCUUAUAAAAAACCAGAAGAUAGGGAAAAUCUUUCUGUUAAAGAAUUAAGAGAUUAA
Gryllus bimaculatus (two-spotted cricket) is the source of this 1431-nucleotide messenger RNA. The record is from the annotation of a GenBank genome assembly. NCBI's taxonomy places the organism in Eukaryota, Metazoa, Arthropoda, Insecta, Orthoptera, Gryllidae.